UAACACCACUAUGAGUGCAAAUAGCCCAACCAGGGAACAAUAAAUAAAACAUUUAUAGAAGGUACAAAAUAAACCAGUUAGUCACGGAAAUAUCUGCCCAAUUCCCAUCUAUAAAUCCUACGGUAAAUUUCGUUAGAAGCUUUUACAGUAGCCAAUUCUGACAACCGAAUCUCGGAUUUUCCAAGAAGAGGGGGACGUGAUAGAGUCAAAAGAACACACAGAACGAAACCACCUUCCAGCUCUGCAGCGGUCUCCAUUUUAACUGUUUGCCCGGUCGGUACCUCACGUGUUCUGGACGGUCUUUCUCACAUGACCCUUGUUUGUCCCCGUGAUCAGUACUUCCAACUCCGUAUUUCAGUGUCGCUGAAUAUCACAUUUUAAACUGUAACCUUCAUGGAUAUGCAUGAACAGAGUUUGGACAGCUCUACAGGUCACGAGAAACAGGAAACAGAGGAGAUUCUACAACUGGAAGGUGUGGGGACAGAGGAGCAGACUGCAGUUACCAUAGAGAGUGUACAGCAGGCUGCAGCUUUUGCGGAUCAUAAUGUUCAAUACCAGUUCCGCACAGAGAACAGUGGAGGACAGGUGACCUAUCGUGUGGUCCAAGUGACAGAUGACCAGCUAGAGGUAACAGGCGACGGGACUGGGGCAGUCAGUGUGGUUUCCACUGCUGCAUUUACUGGAGUACAGCAAGCAGUGCACAGGUGCUCGUGUGCUGUCAUUCAGAACCCCUUCAGUAAUGGGGGUAGUCCAGCGGGGGAGACGGUGGGAGGGGAAACGCGUUUUGCCUAUUUCCCUGCUGCCACUGUCAGUGUCAGUGAUGGGGCAGCCACAGCAGUGUCGGUGCAGGCUGACCCAACACUCACACAGGCCGGAGGUCAGUUCUAUGUGAUGAUGAGCCCACCUGAUGGGUUGCAAGCUGGCACGCCAAGGACCAUUGCCCCUCGCACACACACCUACACCACAGACCACGGUGAAAAUGAGAUACUACAGCAUGGCAGUUCAAACUGGAAGAUGGAUGGUCCACGGGCACCUAGGGAUGAGAGAAGGAGAGCACAACACAAUGAAGUGGAAAGACGGAGAAGAGACAAGAUCAACAACUGGAUUGUCACCCUCUCAAAGAUCAUCCCAGACUGCAACAUAGACAGUACUAAGACUGGAGCAAGUAAAGGAGGGAUCCUGUCGAAAGCGUGUGACUACAUCCGGGAGCUGAGACAGAAUAACCAACGAUUGCAGGACAGCUUCAAAGAGGUGUUGAGAGUUCAGGCAGACAACGAGCUACUCAAACAACAGAUUGAGGAGAUGAAGAAUGACAAUGCACUGCUUCGAGCUCAGCUACAACAGCACGGCAUAGAGAUCAAUGGAGAUACGACACCACAGUGAUCUACUGGACACACACACACACACUCUUACUUACUCACUGGUAAAAUACAAAUACUUAUAGAAUACAUGAAAGUACACAUGCUCACGUGCAUGCAUCAUCAGAAAUUGCCACGCAUACACACAGAACAGAGUGCUUGAGAGGAAGAAGUGAACUGCUGACUGAUCAAGCCCCCUCCAACCCCCACACACACUCUCUUCCAAGGCUGAAAGCUGAAAUUCAUGACUCUGUAACUAAAUUAGUUCCCCACCUCUGCUCAAAGAAUAGCCAACUCUUCAAAUGUCGUGCAUUCACCUAACUCUGUUUUUGUUAUGGACAAUGACAAUUCACAUUUAUUCUGUUUUAACCUGCUACAGUUUUCCAUGGCUUUUUUGGGGCAUUUGUUGUGAGUAAUACUACCAUGUCUGACAUGAAUGAAUCCUUUUGUUUCUCAUUUAAUGUAUUAGUUUACAAUGAAUGUGUAUACAGAAUGAAAAGACAGUGGCAGUAGGGAUCAUAGUGCAAAUAUAGGGCUGAACUUUGCUGUUCCAUUUUCCCUUAGAGAUUACAAACCAUGGUAGACAAAUCAGGCACCUUCAUCCUUUGAUGCACACCAUUUCAAAGGGUUGUUUCAUUGUCAAGUGGAGGUAGAUAAGAGAAUACUGGUUAAGCUGUUUUAAAGGCCUGCGAUGUAAAGGUAUGGUUGUUGUAUUGACACUAGGCCUGACAUUGCAGACUAUCAGGGCAGUAGGUGAUAGCAUAGCUCAGGUCAUUAGGACAAUAUAUAAUAUUGGUUCCCAAAUUAAUUUCAGUCCCCUCUUCCUUGCUUAAUUUCUCUUAUCUCUUGUGUAGUCCCAUCUGGUGCACAAUAAAUCAUUUAACCUGAA
Molecule: messenger RNA, 2247 nt
Organism: Salvelinus sp. IW2-2015
Lineage: Eukaryota; Metazoa; Chordata; Actinopteri; Salmoniformes; Salmonidae
Gene: usf2
Product: upstream transcription factor 2, c-fos interacting
Biological process (GO): regulation of transcription by RNA polymerase II
Molecular function (GO): protein dimerization activity; RNA polymerase II cis-regulatory region sequence-specific DNA binding; DNA-binding transcription factor activity, RNA polymerase II-specific
Source: RefSeq, a predicted model, not a curated record